GUCACGUGCCGUAAAUAAAAAAGCGAAGGCGAAAGAAAAAUCUCAUCGCUACAAUUGGGAAAAAGAGAAGAACAGUUACAAGAUAAGAAAAAGAAAAGAGAGAGAGGCAAAGAAGAAAGAAAAUAAAAAUAAAAAUAAAAAUCGCGCACUGCAUUAUCACGGUGUUCAUUCUCACCAUACGUUCUCUGUUCCUCUAAUUCCAAGAUCCACGACACUCUCAGUCCUUGUCUGGUCAAAGGUUCGUUUAAUCUGAGGUUUUCCUGGCACUCGGGAAUUGUUAAGCCGGUACAGUUCGUUCUUUUAGAGCAGCAUGUCCCUGGGCACUUCCAAAACAGUUUUUCAGGUUUUGUCCAGGGCUGUGCCUCAAACUGGGUAUAACGAGCCUGGUGUUAACUCUUUAGAUUUAACAUUACAUUCCCGGUUUGGAGUAAAAUGUAUGAAGAAAAGAUCCUCGAGACAUAGGCAUUUAUUUGAGUGUUCUAGCAUGCUUCAAAGUCAGUUAAGAACUCAUCAAUUUCAGUUGAUGAGUUUCCAUGACUAUAAGACCUACAGUCGUCCAUGGUUGCAGACAUGCAAAUGCCAACGAGCUGAAAGUGUGGGUGGCAUAACUACUGGAGAUGGAAAUGGAUCAAGGCUUGUGAAUGAUGUUGAAACAUCAAAUUUGGUAGGCAAUGUGACGAGUGCGAAGCAUAUCUUAGAGUUUGAUGAUGUCCAAGCCCAACAGUUGAAACAAGAAAAGGAGGUUUUGGCAUCUAAUGUUACAAAUGGAGCUAUUACAGACAGCUUUGACACAAUUGGACUCAACUCCAUUGAGGAAGAAGCAUGGGACCUACUAAGGGAGUCUGUAGUUUAUUAUUGUGGCAAUCCCAUUGGGACUAUUGCUGCAAAGGACCCAACUAGUUCCAAUGUUUUGAAUUAUGACCAGGUCUUUAUUCGAGAUUUCAUUCCUUCUGGAAUUGCUUUCCUAUUGAAGGGUGAACAUGAUAUUGUUCGGAACUUUAUCCUUUAUACACUUCAGUUGCAGAGCUGGGAGAAAACAAUGGAUUGUCAUAGUCCAGGACAAGGUUUGAUGCCUGCUAGUUUUAAGGUUCGGACAGUUCCUCUGGAUGGUGAUGAUUCUGCAACAGAAGAGGUUUUGGAUCCUGAUUUUGGAGAGGCAGCCAUUGGCCGUGUUGCUCCUGUUGAUUCAGGAUUAUGGUGGAUUAUUUUAUUACGAGCAUAUGGAAAAUGUUCUGGUGAUCUAUCAGUUCAGGAGAGAGUUGAUGUGCAAACAGGAAUUAAGAUGAUUUUGAGGUUGUGUCUUGCUGAUGGCUUUGAUAUGUUCCCAACUUUAUUAGUAACAGAUGGUUCUUGCAUGAUAGAUCGGAGGAUGGGAAUUCAUGGGCAUCCUUUGGAGAUUCAGGCACUGUUUUAUUCUGCCUUACGUUGUGCGCGUGAGAUGCUUACUCCAGAAGAUGGAUCAGCUGAUCUUAUACGGGCACUGAACAACCGUCUGGUAGCUCUUUCAUUUCAUAUUAGAGAAUACUAUUGGAUUGAUUUGAAAAAAUUAAAUGAGAUUUACCGUUACAAGACAGAGGAGUAUUCGUAUGAUGCAGUUAAUAAGUUCAACAUAUACCCAGACCAAAUUUCGCCUUGGUUAGUGGAAUGGAUGCCAAACAAAGGAGGUUACUUAAUUGGUAACUUACAACCAGCUCACAUGGAUUUCCGAUUUUUUUCACUGGGAAAUUUGUGGUCGGUCGUAAACAGUUUGGCCACAGUGGAACAAUCACAUGCCAUAUUGGAUCUUAUUGAAGCCAAAUGGUCAGAUUUGGUUGCAGAGAUGCCACUCAAGAUUUGUUAUCCUGCUCUUGAUGGUCAGGAGUGGCAGAUAAUUACAGGCAGUGAUCCUAAGAACACACCUUGGUCCUACCAUAAUGCAGGCUCCUGGCCAACACUGCUCUGGCAGCUCACAGUUGCAUGCAUAAAGAUGAAGAGAACACAUAUUGCUGCAAAAGCUGUUGAGAUUGCGGAGAGACGCAUAUCAAGAGACAGGUGGCCGGAAUAUUACGACACGAAAAGAUCUCGGUUCAUCGGAAAGCAAUCUCGACUAUAUCAGACUUGGUCAAUCGCAGGAUACCUUGUGGCGAAGCUGCUGCUUGCUGACCCGAGUAAAGCAAACAUACUGAUCACCGAAGAGGAUUCUGAGCUUGUGAAUGCCUUGAUUAGUGCCAAUCCUAGAGGAAAGCGAGGGCGCAAAAGUAUGAAGCAGACUUACAUUGUAUGA
Messenger RNA from Cajanus cajan (pigeon pea), 2263 nucleotides. RefSeq names its product neutral/alkaline invertase 3, chloroplastic. Gene Ontology annotation, molecular function: sucrose alpha-glucosidase activity; endo-alpha-N-acetylgalactosaminidase activity. Lineage: Eukaryota; Viridiplantae; Streptophyta; Magnoliopsida; Fabales; Fabaceae. The record is from RefSeq and is a predicted model, not a curated record. Gene Ontology annotation, biological process: sucrose catabolic process. Gene Ontology annotation, cellular component: chloroplast.